AUGUUCUCGAAGUCUUGCGUCUGGCUCGUCGCGGCGGCGUUUCUUGCCGCUUGCGGCGUGAGCGCAGGCGUCGGAAGCAAGAGACCGUUCACGCCGACCGACUCCAUUCUGGACAUUAUCGACACCGAACAGGUGGAAAGGAUGCUCGCGGCUCGACGCCGGACGGAGGAGGCAAACGUAUCGUCAUCGUCUUACGUUCAGAGGAACGAACUCGGCGAAGGCAGCUCCGAGACGAUGGUGGUUUCGAUGCCAGAGCGGGAGGAAGCCACCGAGAUACCUAAGGGAGUGGCGUUUCGUAACAUAUUAAAGUCUUCGAAAAACGCGCUCAUCGUGACGAAAAAAGAAUAUCUCAAGGAAGACUGGUGCAAGACGGAGCAGCUGAUACAAAAGAUCCGCGAGCCGGGCUGUUUGCAAGCGACCGUCAUUAAUAACUUCUGUUAUGGACAGUGCAACUCGUUUUACAUUCCGAAGAGCCCCCGACGCCGCGAGACCGACGACGAACGUCCUCCGCCCGCGUUCAGGUCUUGUUCGUUUUGUAAGCCGAAGAAGUUCACUUGGGUCACGGUGACCCUCCGCUGCCCCGGCCAGAACCCGCCCUACAAGCGAAAGCGCUUACAGAAGAUCAAACAGUGCAAGUGCUUGCCGGUCGGCGUGAACUGA
Messenger RNA from Leptosia nina, 660 nucleotides. NCBI's taxonomy places the organism in Eukaryota, Metazoa, Arthropoda, Insecta, Lepidoptera, Pieridae. The record is from the annotation of a GenBank genome assembly.